AUGAGCCAUACUACCUACCGCAAGCGCUCUCUCUCCGCUCUCAUCUUCGUCUCACCGAUUCCUUCAGACCCUGCGCGGCCGUUGCGAAGUCUUGCACGAAAGAGGAAAUGGGGAGACAGGCAUUGCGAGAUCUCACGCGAUGAGACACCUACCACCUCUCUCCAUGGCGAUGCUCCCUCGGAUCCGGAUGCCUUGGAUAUAGACGUGGCAAAGCUUGGAAGGCAGAGGCCGGCGAUUCUUCCUUCUGCCGUGAGCGAGGUUGCGUUUUGCUUCUCUAUCAUUGCUUCCAUGAUCAUGGCGGAAUAUUUCAUCAGCGGCGCGCACAUCAUCCUGCCCACGCUGGCCACGGAGCUUAACAUCCCGUCCACCUCCCACACUUGGGUUUCCAGCGUCCUGACCCUCUCCGCGGGCGCCUCCCUCCUUCCGCUGGGCCGCAUGGCCGACAUGUACGGAGGAUACCUCGUUUUCAACGCUGGCAUGCUGUGGUUUUCUGUGUGGUCCCUCGUCGCCGGCUUCGCUCCCAAUUACAUCUCCUUCAUCUUUUUCCGCGCCAUGCAGGGCCUCGGGGCCUCCGCUUUUCUCCCUACCGGCAUUAUGCUCCUCGGCAAGGUAUAUCGGCCGGGACCGAGGAAGAAUUUCGUCUUUAGCGUGUACGGCGCCGUUGCGCCUCUAGGUUUCUUCCUCGGCCUUCUCAUCGCCCGCAUGGAUUGGUGGGGCACGGCCACUAUUUGCCCCGGCCUCAUCCUCGUCGUUUUCGCCAUCACGCAGAGCUCGGGGGCGCCCAAGGGCUGGUCCACCCCUUACAUCAUCGUCACGAUGGUGCUCGGCGUGCUCUUCCUGGCGGCGGGUGCCUACGUUGAGCGUAACCUCUCAGCGGACCCCUUUUGCCGGGCGAGAUCUUCCAGCCCAAGUGCCUCCCUUCACGACCGCCAUCUGGUACACCCCUGGGCCAUCUCCGGCGCCAUUUUCGCCGCGACGUCGGGCCUGCUGCUGCACCUUGUGUCGAACCGCGUACUCCUGGUCGCGUCGGCCGCCUGCAGCGUGGGUGCGUGCCUUUUCUUCGCCCUGAUGCCUUCGCGCGACUCGCCCUCCUUCUCGUACUGGGCGCACGUCUUCCCCGCCAUGGUGCUAGAGACGGCCUUCAUCGACAUCCUGUACACCCUCAGCAACGUCUUCAUCACGACGAGGCUGCCGCUGCGCCACCAGGGGCUCGCUGGCGCCCUCAUCAACUGCACGCUCUACAUCGGCAUGUGCUUCUUCCUCGGCGUCACCGAGAUCGCGGUGGCCGCCACAUCCGCCACCCGCGGCCUCAAGGGUAGCUACGAGGUGGCCUUUUGGAUCGGCGUGGGCGUGGCGGGCGUCACGCUCGUGGUGUUUGCGUUUAUGGAUAUCGGGGAGGCGAAGAGCGACUUGACGGAGGAUGAGAAGAGGGCGAGGGUGGAGCUGGAAAGGGGCGGGGAGGAGAGGGGAAGACGACGGGUGCUUGAGCGCGCGUGCGAGCAUCAGCAUCCCGGGGAUCAGGGGGAUGGCUGA
Messenger RNA from Parascedosporium putredinis, 1533 nucleotides. Lineage: Eukaryota; Fungi; Ascomycota; Sordariomycetes; Microascales; Microascaceae. The record is from the annotation of a GenBank genome assembly.